AGGACAAAAUACACAAAACAUUAAAUGCGGCAGAUAGCAAAGUACGGUUAUAUUUACUAAUGAAUGUACACUGUAUUUGCUACAAGAAAAGAAAGAUUUUUAUUCAGCCCCGUUGUCGCUUUCCCCUUAGUUAGAUGAGCAGUAUUUUAGUCCGACAGAAAUAUGUAGUACGUUUGGGUGGGGCUCAAACCUCUUCACAGCGUUGCCACAUCACCCCCCAAUACAUCACUUUUUUUCAUUGUCAGCUACGUAUUAUUUGAAAUUGUGUAGCGUUUUCUAAACAUUAAAUUAGAUUUGGCAGCGUUAUGGCCAGGGAAAUCCCCGAGCGGGCCACGCCCAACCGGACUUCAUAGCUGAGUCUGAUUAUAGUAUUCCUCUGUGAAUCAAAAUUUGUUGUAUUCAAUAUUUGCCAGUUCCAGGGUACUGUGUAAAGAAAAUUGCCCUCACAAUGUAGGAGACAUUUUCUAGUUUGCAUUGUCUAUUCUAAUUAACUUCCUACAAGAGGAAGAGAAGGAGAGAAGACGCAAGGCUAUGGAAAAAUAUGGAAGUAGGUGAUGAUACCUCUCUCGCCCCAUUUUUCGCUCAGAGACAAUCAAUAAAUAACAUUAAGUCGUGACUCCAAUGACUGACUGAUUGAUGGUUUGAUGUUGCAAAGUUAUACAGCAAAGGAGAAGGGAUGUACACAUAGGUACAAUUUAUAAAUAAUAAAUUUGUCUUCCUUAAUAAAAUAUUGGAUAUUAAGAUACAAACUACAAAUAGGACACCCACACGCACAUUAGUGACAACAUUGCGCCGCUUGUUAUAUAAAGCUAUCAGCGAGAAAUAGCUAUAAAAGUUUAUCUCAACCUCAGUGCCCUGCUAACCCCCCAUCCAUUCUUCAAAACGUAUAGCGCCUGCUGUGCCACCUCAACAUGACGUUUAAUUCUUCAAACAGUUCAAAUGAUGAAAUCUGUAGUUUCUUAGUACAUAAUCAGUCGAAUCGACGAUUAAUCAAGUUAUUUACAGAAUUUGAUUCUAACCGGUAUUUGAAACCAUCACUUUGUUGAUUUAUGGUUAACAGGGAUGCAAGUUCAAUAUGCUCUUAUAUUACUUUGUUGAUUUAUGGUUAACAGGGAUGCAAGUUCAAUAUGCUCUUAUAUUACUUUGUUGAUUUAUGGUUAACAGGGAUGCAAGAUCAAUAUGCUCUUAUAUCACUUUGUUGAUUUAUGGUUAACAGAGAUGCAAGUUCAAUAUGAUCUUAUAUUUUUGCUUGAUGGAUUUUUUGUGCAAUUUCAGCUGUUUCAAUCUGACUUAGCUAAUAAUUCAAAUUUACAUUUUGCAAUGAAAAUAUGCUCAUUAUUAUUUAUCUUUUUUUCCAAUUCGCUUUUUAUCGUACACUCCUUAUCACCACUGCUUUACCUUACUGAUUAUGCAUGAGAAGUUAAAUUACAAGGUGAAGUGGAACACUUAACAAAAGAAUGUAAUUAUUAUAUCAAAUUAAUAUUCACAUGAAUAAAAGUUUGAUGAAUGAAUAGGGAGUCCCGUGCACCACACCAUGAGUGCAACUGUGGUGAUAAAGGUCGGAGGGCAAGGCUACUCUGUGCAAGGUAGCAAGCAUUGUAUGGUGCGCGGUGACCCGGCUCAGCCUGCACGCCACAUCAGCAGGGCAGUGGCGGGGCCACAACUCGACAUGCUCCGCUAAAAUCAAUGACGGCUAUUCGGGGAGUGGCGUUUGGUGCAUGGUGCAUGAUGGAUUUGCUUCUCCGGCCAACAGUAGUUCACGCUCGGGUUCGAAUCCUGAGCUGGAGUCACGAUGAGCAUUCUUGAAUACAGGUAGGAUGUCGAGCAUCAACACUGAGGGACGAGUCUUCAGGAACCCGGAAAACAGCGGCCACUCGAGAACUCACCUCACUUGUUCAAUCAGGCAUUUGAGUCAUGCAGCAAGAAGAAAGGAGUGCAUCGAUGAUAAUGGUAUUGAAAAACGAGUGAGUUGGUUUGCAAAUUCUGGCGGGAGAGGCGGCGGCUUGCAGGGGAGAGGAAAAGACCGGUGAAAUUUUCCAAUACAUGAUAAUACGACUGGGACACUAAUAAAGCUUCACCAUGGAUGUCCUGACAUCUGCUGCUGAUGCAGUAUUUAGCCAUGAUAUGGAGGAAGGACCUGGAGAGAGUUCAGUCCACCGCACUCCAAGCAAGAGGAGCCGUGAGGUGCUCUCAGAGGUCACCCACACCAUCAACAUUUCACCAGAGAAACUUCACAGCUCUUCUCUGCAGUCACUGUUCAUGGCUUCUGCCAUCAAGUACAGCAGCACCAAGACACAGGGCUCUGCAGGGAAUCCUUUGACUUCAAGUGGAAACAGCAAGACCAUCUCUCACUUGUCUCCCAUGAUGACUGCCGUCAGUCCAAGCAGGGAGAAAGUGAUGGGGAGGAGCCCAAUCACUCCCACCAGUAACCUGAAGCUGCUCACUCGUAUUGCCUCAAUGGAAGAGUCAUUCUCCAGUAAAAAAAUGCUUUUCCAUAACAAAUGUAUAGGCAACAAACUGGAUGAAAACUCCCUUGUAUUGAAGCCCCACAUAACCCAGACUAAGUCCCGCCAGAAACCAAAGCUGCAGCGGUACAAUAGUGACAGUGUUAGCACUGGCCGGGCCAGUGGCAAAGCUUCAUCAGCCAGCAGGGCGGUUCUCAAGAAGCACUGCAGCAUUGACGAUCACUCCCAGGGGGUGGCGGGGCUGGGUCACCUUGCUCCACUUGAUGAGGUUAUCACUCGACCCACAGAAAGCUCCAGGAAGGAUAAAUCUUUGGGGCUGCUUAGUGAAAAGUUCUUGGAGCAUUUCCCAAUGGAGGUCUCAUUUCUGGAGACGCCGCGCCGCAUGGUGAUUGACGAGGUGGCCACAAUACUGGGGACGGAGCGACGGCGAGUGUAUGACAUCAUCAAUGUUCUGGAGAGUCUCAACAUGGCAGCGCGUGUCCAAAAGAACAUGUACCAGUGGAUGGGCAAGCUGUACCUUGAGGAAACACUAGGGAGACUCAAGGCCAUUGCAGUCAAGCUGAACCUCAGGACCCAAAUGCAGGCUCUUCACACUAGUUCAGCAGAGGGAGAGUUUAAGACUCCGCAGUGGAAGAAGACGAGCUGGAACAGUGAUGGGGAGAAGGUGGAUUCACGACGAGAGAAGUCUCUGGGCAUCCUGUGUCAAAAGUUCCUGAUGCUAUUACUAGUCAGUCCUGAGCGUUACCUGCUCUCCCUUGAUGAUGCACUCAAAAUGCUGAUGGGGGACAUGUGCGAGGACACUGAUCGCCUCAGAACCAGAGGCAGAAGGCUGUAUGACAUUGCCAAUGUCCUCACAUCCCUUGGCCUUGUCCAGCGCAUACCUCUUGCCAAAGGCUUCCGAUACAUUGGCCCUGAGGUUGAACCUAUACCUAGUGAUGAAGACACUGGCAUGCGCCUCCGCCACUCACUGCUGCCGUCCUGCCUGUGGGCUGGGGAAAGUACAGGGAAGGAGAACACAACCUGUCCUGCUGACCACGACGUGACUCCCUCAGCUGCACCUCCUCCUGCCCCAAAGAGGGGACGCCCUCGCAAGCUGUCUACUGAUUUCUCAGCAUCACUCAUUCCAGCUGCCAAACGAACCAGACUUCAGAGGACCCGCAGCGAGGACAUCAUGGCAGGCAAGCAGACUCGCAGGUUUACCCGCCACCCGUCGCUGCAUGAAAUUUGCCAGGUGGCUGAGGUGGAACGAGAAAAGCUACUGCUGAAGGAGCAGCAGCAGCAACGACAACAGGAAGAGCAGCAGAAAAGUUCUCCAAUUGUGAAACCUAUUCCAUUAAUCUUGAAAAAGGUGGCUGAGGUGGAACGAGAAAAGCUACUGCUGAAGGAGCAGCAGCAGCAGCGUCAACAGAAAGAGCAGCAGAAAAGUUCUCCAAUUGGGAAACCUAUUCCAUUAAUCUUGAAAAAGGAAAACAAUGCAUCUGUCCAAAAGCAAGGAUUUCUACCGACAAGUUCAGCAGUGGCACCAAACCUCACUGCCACACUGCACCAGAAAUACUUCCCUCAACGCACAAAGAAGAUCCCAGUGGCUCUCACUUUCAAGAAAUAUAAUGAAGAUAAUACCCGAGAAGGCCACACCAUCGUGCCAAUCAACAUUACUCAGAUUCCAAGGACUUCAGAGGUGAAGAUUGAGAAAAGUUCACCUCAAAUGCAGACUUUUAAUCACAGUCUUCAGAGUGAGCAAAAACCAAGUGAAGCUUUCCACUCACUUGGAGUCUCCAGAGGCUUCACUUACUUAACUACACCCAGUCAGCCAGUGAACAAGAUCCUGUUAAAGAGUUGGAACCAAGAGACCUCAGCUGUUCCUGUUGUGGUCCCCAGAGAGCCACAACAAAAUAACUCUCCAUCAGUGAUCAGAGUUGUUACAAACAUGGGAGGUGCCACCAAGCAUCACCGGGAGCCUCCCAAAGUGUACACUUUCCACUCUGCCUCUCAGACACACAACCCAAACCCAGCAGCAAUAAAGCAGUAUGUGUUGCAGGCAGGUGGAAGCCUUCAGCAGGUGUCUCCCAGGAGAGAUAGCAAUGGGCAGGCUGUGUUGGGUCAUUCUCAGAUUGGUGAAGGCAUUGGUGCCUUCAGGGACCAAAGCUACAGUAAGCCAAGUUCCUAUACAGUGUACACUAUUUCUGGGAGUCAGUUGCUCUCUUCCACUCUUGGGGAGAGGCCUCAAUCACAUGGUGACUGUGGUUCCACAUCCAAGCCUUUUGUGACCUCCAACUGGGCAGACAACACAACCUCCAAUGGGAUGAAUGUCCACCAAGAAGGUCAUCAGGCCACUAAUGCUUUCACACACCUGACUCCAAGAACUCUCCAUACAUCUAGGGAUCUACCUGGGGUUGAGUGCCAGGCGUCAUCUGAUGCGUCAAGCACUGACAGUGAGCUGGAAGAGAUAUUUGGGGACUGUUUCAGGUUUACACGACCCAAAAGUCUUGCAACUGGCAGCAAUACUAGUCAAGAUGGAGCCACAGGCAAUGCGGUAGGAUUAUUGUGACCUGCUCUGGUAGUAGUAGGACUGAUAGAUGAUUAGUAACAAUCAUUGAUACACCUAAACUUAGUAAAUCUGGUGUAGGUUCAGAAAAUAAUUAGUGAUAAACUUCUAUAUUUGGAACAGCUCUGAUGAUUCAAAAUCCUUGAAAAUGUUCCUUACAAAACCAACAUUUGAGCUCAAGAUGUUUAUGUGGUUAACCUCUUCCCAGCAAAUCACACAAGCACACAUUUUAUCUACAAAUAUUAUAAAUUUGGUCUGCUUUACACAGACCAUGCAAAGACUGCUGCUUAGUCACUUCCAAUCUCAGCACAUCAGCAGAAGGAAAGGAAGAGUAGGGUAAUUAACUUUUAUUGUUUUGGACUUUUGGAACAUUCUUUUAUCCAUAAGGAAUACAGUGUAGAAAGAUUUUAAAGCAUCAUUUGACAUAUCAUUUAACACUAGUCUGCUUCACCUCGAUAUUAUGACAUGAAGCCUAGAUAGGAUUUGAAAGCAUGCUGGUGAUAAGAUAAUGGCUGUGGCCUCUAAUUUUUUUUUAUUUAACUGCUUACAUUUUCUUUGAAGCUCAUAUUUUACCAACACUGAUUCAGACACAACUAUAUUCAUUCAUGGGAAAAAAAACAUACUUUAUUUUGACCUAUGCCUGUGAAACAUUGGGAUUGAAUGAAUUACAACUAGAAAUAGGUUACUUGAAGUGAGCAUGUGAACUAACAUGGAGCGAGGUGAGCUAUUGUGUGUGAUGAAGAUGUGGUAUGGAUAUGAGACCAAGUGGUGGUAUGUCAUGUGCAGAGUGGUGAGAUGGAUAAAGCAUAAACCAUUGAGACCAUUCAGACAUGUUAUGAGAAUGCAAAUGGUGAUUUUGUAAAGUGCAUGAGAGUCAAAAGCAGAGAGCCAGGAGUGGCAGGGAGACCUGUAAUAUGGUGAACCGAUAUGAUUGAGGAAUAGAUGAAUGAGUAAAGAGGGAAAGGUGUGUGUGACUGAUGCAUAAAAGGGAGAACUGGAGACUUUAGGCUUGGUCACCACUCAUGGCCAGCUUUGGGAAAAAGCAGGGUCUCUGGACUAUAGACAGAUUAUGACAUUUUGAAAGUGAGUUACAGAAAUGUGAAAUUAAACAUUCAUGUUAAGAUGGAGUUGCUUCAUGUGACUUGUCAGGAAGACGUCUGCAUACCAGCUUGCUUUCAAAUCUUUGAUAAGGCUCAGAUGUCCUCACUGCUUGCUGGAAGAGCAUCUUAGGAUGACUUAGAAAUGUUUGUUUAAUGUUUUAUAAUAUUUUCAAAACUAUUUCUAAAUAAUUAUAAAAACCGGGGUAUGAGUGACUGAGUGUUGUUAAUGUUACCUAAGUCAUUUUUAGAUUUAUAAAGGUUGUUAAUGUAUUAUACAUUUGAAGAAACAACAUGGAAUAUAUUUAUAGUGUUCUCCUUAGUGUUGUUAUUUGUUUGUAGCAUUUUAAGCUUUUUCUCAUUUUACGAUGCCCAUGCUCAUGUGCAUAAUUUUAGUAUAGGUUGAUAUUAGCUGUUAUGAUUGCCAAGUAUGCAUUUGAUGUUGGAGAGAAAGAUUUCUUUUUAUUUAUUUUUAUUUUACUUCAGGUAAACAUAAUUUUGGCAAAAGUAUAUGAUAAGAAAACUAACGAUAUUACUUUAGUCUGAAACAGACAAGAUUUAAAACUAGGUACACUGACAGUAUUACAAUCAUUAUUUCCUAUGUAUUCUCCAUGGGGACAUGUUGUUUGUGCCCUUGGGACAUAGCUAACCUGUUGUCUAGUACUUUGGUGUUAGCAACCUCAUGUGCUCCUAUGAUAAAGGAGUUUAGGAACUUGGGUGUAGAAAUCUUGCUCUCCUCCAACUUCUUCCUCAAAAAUAGUCCAGUCACAAUCUUUACCUGUGGUUGUCCAGGGUCUGGCAUGUCUCAGACAGGCAUGUGUGUCAGUAUGGUUGUGUGGAAUGCAAGUUAAUGGUGACUGUUUGCAUGCAUGAAAGUGUUUUGUACUGAUAUUCAUUUCACUUGGUAAUCUUUCCUCUGACUGCAACAUUUUUCUUGUUUUCUAGUCUGUGGUUUCUUCCUUACUUAUUGUGGUGAGGGGGUGAUAAUAUAUGUACAUAAUAUGUGCAUUAAUUAUAUUACAACAUUGAAAACAAGUAAGGAUUAAAGAUGGAAGCAACCUAACUCAAAUCUUAUCUUGGCCCUUCAGAAAGAAGUGACAUUAUACUAAAUUAAAAUGUGAAAUUGGGAUCAUAUGGUAUGAGCUGUGCGUUGUUGCAGUCCUCAUCUCCGUACUAUAGACCUUGACCCUUGAGCCUGUGGUGAGUGAGAACCCAUUAACCUGGGACACAGGGCCUGGGCAACAUCUGGGUUACUGCAGUUUAUCCCCAAGUUUCCCCAGCAACCAACCUGAAGGGAAGGCUGAACAGUUGGGUGGGUUGUUAACUGACAGCCCAGGCAGGGAUUCGAACCUUGGUCUGCAGAUUUGUGGUUAGGCAUGCUAACCACUGCACCACAGAGAUGCGUAACAUUCUACUGAUAUCUAUGAAAUAAUGUUGGAAACAUUGAUUUAUACAAAUAUUUUGGAGAUUAAUAGCCCCUUUAAAAUUCAGCUUCAGAUUCUUUAUUUCUUUUUUUUUUUUCUUUUUUUUUUUUUUCUUUUUGAGAAAUUUAGUCUUGGAACCAGAUCUGAGCUUAUCCAAUGUCUGGUAAACCAUGACAGACAUGUAUGUGUGUGUGUUAGAGAGAGAGAGAGAGAGAGAGAAUUUUUUGUUGUGAUGCUACAUUCUCAACUUUCCAUGUUUCCUAUAUCUGAAGCCCCUUCAUCAUGGUCAGUUCAGGAAACAGGCGACAUAAUAUAUCAAAAUCUCUGCUGAUAAUUUAAUGCACACCUGUUACGAUCAUAAAACAGCAGCAGCAAUAAUGAAGACUGGAUCAGUCAGGAGAGAUUUUCAAAAGACUGACAUAGUAGCAAAUAACAUCCAUGUUUUUCUAGUUGAAUAUGAAAAUGCUUGUUAGUAAAAAUUUAAUGUGGAUUUUUUUUUUUUUUUUUUUAAGUACAAAGCAUGUAAUAGAUUUCUGUGAUACAGUUAAGAAAGUUGUACAAAUCAUUUGUGUUUCAGGUUUGUCACAUCAUGAUAGUUUUAUCUGAUCUCAAAGUAUUGCCGGUCGAAUUAGUUAGCUUUGAAAGUCUCCCUUUGGGUAUUAUAGUUGGUUUCAUAAACUCAUUUCAACACACACACACACACACACACACACACACACACACACACACAGAAAAAGUCUAGUAUAUAUACUGGACAGGUAAGGCAUUUACAAGAUAUUUAUGUUUUACUCUUGUGCAAUGGAAAGCUAAAUUUAUAUUUAAAAAAAAAAUGUAUAUUUAGGUGAUUAAGGUUAGAAGCAGAUAUAAGAAACGUGAUGAUUGGGGUCCAGACAGGAGGCAGCCCCUUGUUUUGUGCCUUGAGCUGUUCUUGCCCUGUGCAGCACCUUCGGUAUGCAUGCACUAGACUUUAGUGCUGACAAGCUCCUAAGACUGAUGCAUGUUUAUUCUGAUAUUGAGUGCAUGAAUGUAUUUGUCAUGCAGAGUCUGGAGGCAGCAGCUGUACACUUGAUCUUGUAUAAAACUUUUGAAACUUA
Molecule: messenger RNA, 8625 nt
Organism: Eriocheir sinensis (Chinese mitten crab)
Lineage: Eukaryota; Metazoa; Arthropoda; Malacostraca; Decapoda; Varunidae
Exons: 16
Coding region: 2080-5013 (977 amino acids)
Biological process (GO): regulation of transcription by RNA polymerase II
Cellular component (GO): RNA polymerase II transcription regulator complex
Molecular function (GO): RNA polymerase II cis-regulatory region sequence-specific DNA binding; DNA-binding transcription factor activity, RNA polymerase II-specific
Source: RefSeq, a predicted model, not a curated record